Uranotaenia lowii is the source of this 11867-nucleotide messenger RNA. It is a transcript of the gene Sobp, whose product is annotated as sine oculis-binding protein homolog B. NCBI's taxonomy places the organism in Eukaryota, Metazoa, Arthropoda, Insecta, Diptera, Culicidae. The coding region runs from base 2500 to 5073 and encodes 857 amino acids. The record is from RefSeq and is a predicted model, not a curated record. The transcript has 6 exons. Gene Ontology annotation, biological process: animal organ development. Gene Ontology annotation, cellular component: nucleus.
ACCCCCAGGACAGUCAUAAAUUUCCCUAAAAAAACCAUGAUUGAAGCACAACCAAAAGAAAUUAUAUUUCUUUUUUAAAAAAUUUAUUCGAUGCAAGAUCGAGCGAUAAAAACUUAACCUGAACUAUACAUGUUUAAGAAUAAACUACAAUCUCUUAAACCUCGCGACAAACUUUGAAACGACAGAAAACGCUUCGAAAGCCUCACGACUUCUUGCCGGAGGAACAACUGGACCCACUAGCCCUCGUUGCCGAGUCCGUCGAAACGCCACUAAGUUCCAAACUGGUUUGCAGUUCCUUCAGGGAUCGGCCCGCCUGUUGCAUUAACAUUUUGAUGGUCAGUUCUUCGGUGUGAUGUUUGUUGGCUCGGAAAUCGGAACGGGCCCAUUCCCGCAGUUCCUGUCGAUUGGAGGCAUCUGGAACGAGGCGGAUUGUUCGGAAUAUCGUUCGGUACAGCUUGAGGACCUCGUUGCGGAGCAUGAACUGUGAAAUGGUGAAAAUAACAGAUGUUCAUUGUUCGACUUCCGGUGAAUCUAAGCUCCCUGGCUCUGAUUCCAUCGGAUCGAGAUGACUGUGACUGACUGACGGGAGACGGUCGCGUGGCUGCCGGUUCAUCAGAAUCGUUCGAACCUCCGUCAGAAGCAGACACGUUUUUCGUUCCGUCCCACUAGUUGGGCCCAUGUGCGCCGGAGAUCCAAACACCGAUGUGAGAUAUUUUUUUAUUAGCAGCGAAGCCAGAACGGUUGAAAAAAAAAUCACUGGAUCAGGUGUGGUUCAGAGGAAGAGUCGUCAAACUUAGAAAGUGGCAGUGGAAAAUAUUUUUAAUCGAAAGGAAAUGUGAAGCAAUGUUGAAGAAAGUGACACCUGACUGGUAGCGAUCGUUGAUGGGGAUAUUAGAAGAAUCAGCACACGAAAUAUAAAGUUACGAUUGCGCCGAAAGUGGAGACGCUUGAUGAUUGGUUGGAUUUGUUUUUAUUCGGUGGAUUUAAAAAGCAAAAAAAAGUUGUUGACCAAAAGUUGUGUAUUGGGGGUCGUUGCAAUAAAACAGUGAUUUGAAAAAGCGUGUUUUCAAAAAAAGGUAUUAAAAAUAGCACCCAUUCUCGGGGAUCGUCGAAGAAACGUCGGAUUGGAUUGCCCGGGUGAAAACGUACAAAUGUGAAGGAAAACGUGACGCGAAAUGGAGAAAUAAACGCGUGGUUUGAAAUCCGAUACAUUUUCGACCGUGGGCCACAGUGAAAAGAUGAAACCACGAAAUGGUGUUACCCUACUGCUAGCUGAUGAGUUCCAAAAUAUUUGCAAAUGCCUUGGGUGAAGAACGCGGGAUCAAAAUUGGCACAUUCACCCGGAUGCAGUUUAUACACAAAAAUCACCCUUCAACGCCGCCGAUCGAAUUCGGUGAUGAAAUUCACUCGAAUCGAAUGAAUAAUGUGGAAGUCGAAAACAAAGUUGUAAUUCAAUAUAUCUGUUAUUGAUUAAUUGAGCCUACGUAUGGUGGAAUAAUUGUUUGCGACGUUUUGGCUGAGCAUUCGAGUACUUAAACCAGUCGAGACUUGAUGUUUUUUUUGUAGGUUAGUUUUCGCUCGAUUUGCUCACUAUUUACCAGUAAUUGAGGCUGCUGAUGGUUCUGGGGAAUGUAAAAUAAUAUCGAACAGAGACAGCAAAAGGACUCAUAAACCAAAUCGAGGACAUUGGAAACCUCAUCCCCGCGGUAUCGCCCGAAAUCUUACAGAUCAUCAGCCAUCGAUAAAAACGGCCACAAAACUGUCACAGAAAGACAAGCAAUUUAGGACAAAAAUACGAAUUUCAAAGCAUAAACGCCGCCCGCCAUCCGAAAGAGGUGAGGUGUUGAUAAUGAUCAAAGAAGAGCUUGUGGAGUGAAGGAAGGCUCUCAGUCGUUGAAGAAGGCAGAAAAAGGAGAACUGAACUAUACUAAAUAUAUGCAGAUCAUGUGAAGGCAUAUCAGGUUGCAUCUUCACCGGUCAUUGACGUGUCAACGAAUUUGAACAAAAUAUUCACAUGGUAAAUGGUUGUCGGUUGUCAACAAAGCGCGUGGGAUACUCGUUCUUUGUAGCGCACAAUUUCAUGUUUGGACACUUUCGUAACCUUUCCCUGUGAAGUGACGUCAUCCGACCAUAUGAUUUCGAAUCGGUAGCAGGGAAAUCUUCUUUCUCCCGGGGCGCGUUUGGAUAAAAAGUGUUAGGAAAGACUGAGGAGAGAAAAAAAAUUGCAUCAAAGACAAAUAUCGAUUGCAAACGGUUUGCUAACCCCUGUUUGGCUCUGCUUGGUUUUGCGUCGGGGAACGAUUGGUGCUGUGGUGUCAUGUGAAAAGGAUCAAAUUUCACCCUGGUCUCAAUUGAAACCAGCGGGAAACCAAGAACGACGACUCUGGUCCGGGAGAACUUUGCUUGCUGUCGGAUAGCAAACAGACUGAAAAACGUAGUGAGAAAAAAGAAACAUAACACAACACAAAAACAGAACUAAAAACGGGAACGAACCCCAGAAUGGAUCUAGUCAUGAGCACGGCGUCUUCUUCGGCCAAGAAAAGCACUUCACCACAUCACAGGAUUAAGGUCAAGAAAGAGAUCUGCACGGAGCCGGACAACAUUAAGGACUUUGCUGAAACUGCCAUGAACGACAUCCUUGGCUGGUAUGGGUAUGGUGGAAGCGCAAGUGGGGGAGGAUUGGGUAGCAGCGAGAAUAACAACAACAACAACAACAACAGUAGCUCAACGGAUCACCGUAUCGAUAUCACUCCGGUGUCGUCGUCGUCAUCUUCUUCACUGGCCACUGCCUCUGCUGCUAGUAGCAGUAGCAGUGCCGCCAAGCCAGAACCCUCGAAACUUGCCAAGGAUUCGCUGCUGAAAUCCAAGCAGCAGCAGCACCACAACCUCCUCGGAACGAAGGCAACGCUGCAGCAAGGCGGCAAGGCGAAGCAAUUUAAUAUGUUGCAGCAGCAUAAUUCCGGGGAGCAACAGCUCCUGGUGGUGGGAGUUGCGAAAUCCGGUUCCGGCGAUAGUGUUGCUGCAGCAGGUGUAGUUUCCCCGGCAUCGUUAGCCAAGGCCGUUGUUGCUUCCGGGUCUGAUGGUGGGCACAACAAUGGUAACAAUAGUAAAACUGCCAGUAUUAGCGGAAGCAGCUCCAGCGGCAUCAGAAACGGUGUUAAUUUACACUCCAAUCAGCAACAGCAGCAGCAGCAGCAACAGCAUCUUCAUGGGGAUAGUUCAACUUCCGAGAAGGACAGUUCCAGGGAGAGUUCCAAGAGUCCGCUGCUGGUGAAGCUGCUCGAUAGGCAAGAACCAAUCUGCGCCUGGUGCCGUCGAAGUAUUCCUCCGAAUCAAACCGGCAUCCAGGGCACAACCGAGGGAACCAUCUUCUGUUCCGAGUCGUGCUUUUCGCAGAGUCGGAGGGCUUCGUUCAAGCGGGCCAAAACUUGCGAUUGGUGUCGGCACGUGCGCCAUGCCGUUAGUUAUGUGGACUUUCAAGAUGGCGCCACCCAGCUUCAAUUUUGUUCGGAUAAGUGUUUGAACCAGUAUAAAAUGCAAAUUUUCUGCAACGAAACCCAAGCCCAUCUGGACAUGAACCCGCACCUGAAGGAGAAGAUUGAAAGUGGAGGAAGCUUAAUAACGCCUGAGCUUUGGUUGAAAAAUUGUAAAAGUCGAUCUGCCUCGCCACCUUCGGAUCGUUCAGAAUCCGUUUCACCAGCACCUUCAUCGUUGAUGAGGCCUUCUCCGGAACCGUCUCCUGGGAUGCACAGUCCUCCAGCUAAGAAACCCAUGAUUUCCGUUGCACCAGCUUCCAAGCUGUUGUCAAAGAGUCUACAAACUACAGUAAUCAGGAGUCCCAUGAAAACAAAUCGUAAACGACGACCUGGAUUACGACCUUUACAGACGUCGGUUCAUCCGAAACGAGGACCUGCUAACAAAGGAGAAUUUGUUCAAACCAGCAACAAUAAUAACAACGCUAGUGUUAUCAACAAUAACUUACCGAUUUCGUCUGUGAUGCCAAAACCUUCUACAGUUACCAGUGGCGGAGUUCAAAACCUGCGAAGUGCAAUCGAUCUCAAAACGUUACCACAUCCCCUAACUCCCACCAAAUUUGAAUCCAGAGAGACUUCAACGCCUCGACCUCCUCACAAUCUACCUCCCCAUUUUCUUCAGUUUCAUCCCAAUAUGCCCUCUCCUAUUCGGCCUCCAUUUCCCCAAAUGCAUCCAGCGUUCCACUUUGGAUCACCACCGCCUCAACAUUCUAUGCCUCCUCCUCCACCCUUAAAUAAUCCUCUACCUAAACUAGACAAUCUCAACCGGCCUCAACAACCACCCUUCGGAUUCCCAACACCUCCUGUCACAGUCCUUGUACCAUACCCGAUAGUAAUCCCAUUACCACUUCCAAUCCCAAUACCCAUUCCGCUAAUCGACUUCCUCAAAGCCACUGCCCCAAAACCUACCCCAGAAACUCCAAAAGUUGAACCAACCUCCAGUGACUCACCGGCAUCCACCACCGAUCAUCUUCCAAACACCACCGACGGUCGAGAUGAUAUCAGCGAAGGUGACCUGGACCCAAGACUCGAAUUCAGCGAAUAUCCUUUGGAUUUCACCAUUCCCAGCCACGGGAAUCGAAUUCUUCAAAGGGAACUAGAGCAGCAACAACUAGAUUCACCCUACAAAUCUGAAGAAGGUGGACCUAGUUAUUCCAUGGAACCGAUAACAGACGAUCAAACCAAUAAUCAAGAGGACCACCCAACGAGUGACGCCGAACCGAUUGCCGAGCACAAACUGCCGAAAUUCAAAAUCACUCGGUUGAACGCAGCAAAGCGAACGGAACACUUGGAAGCGUUGAUCGAGGAACUUCCCCAACAGAAGCAACGACGAGUGGAGGAAGAGGAAGCGGCUGAUGCGGCAGCAGCUGCUGCAGCCGAAGCUGCCGCGGUCGCAGAAGAAAAUAGGAAAGAGCUGGUUGAACGUAGUCGUCCGCUGCGAAAGCGCAAACGAUUGGUUGUGGGACAUCAUGAUGAGCAGCAUCAGCGGAGUGCCGAAGAUAGAGAUGAUGGUGGUGGCUCUGGGAGUGCUAAUACUUAGAGUAAGAAGAGCUUAGCUCAAUGAUAAAUGUUAAUUUGAACUGUGCUGAGAGAUUCUGACCAAGGAACAGUAGGCACAACCUGAUUUGUAAAUGGUCUGAUGUACAUUUGAAAGCGUGAUCAGAAAACAAAAAAGGAAUGAUCAUUAGAAAUGUGAUGCGGAACAGAUAAAGAGGCGAAAGAGUUGCAAGCAUUCGCAACAUUAAGAUACGCUUCUGUUAAUUCUGCUUCCUGGUUUCUUUGUGCAAGAACGUUGCCGGCGCCAUUAUCGAUCAAUUAAAGAAAUAGCUUCAAUUUUGAAUAGUAAGAUUAUGCGGCUUUUUCAAAAUACCUUUGUAUUGUCUACUGCACAAAACAGAUAGCCUUAGUCAAAGGCUUGUAAGAAAUCGAGGCACUUUCUGGGCCAUAAAAGUGUACUUCAAAAAUUCAAAACAACUCGCUGAAAUGAUGCUGUAUUUGAAAUGAAAUUACUGAAACGGUUUUUUUCCGGGUUUGCCUGGAUAUUUAAUACAAAAUUUGGGAACAGCCCGGUUGCUUGUAUUUCAUCAAAGUUUUAUAAAAAUAAUCAUUCAAGGUUAUUUUGGAAGCCUAAAAUACAAUUUAAAAUCUGUCGAUGAGUUUAGAUGAAAUUUUUUUUUCAAUUUUUCUUGAUUUUUGUUGAGUAAUUUCUGAGUUUUGACAAAAUUUGCUCGGAUUUAUGGUACCAAUUUUGAAAUUAGACGCCCGGAUUUUGUCAGGUUUUCCAUAUAAAAUUGCUAGGAUUUGUCCGGCACGGAUACGUGCUGAGAAAAUUCUGGCAACCUUAAAAUUGAGCAGAGUGAAACACAGCUGAACAAACUUGUUUGAAUGGUCAUCAAAGAGUGAUAAGUUUUAUUUUCCUAACAAACUAGGUAACUAGGGAGGUUAUUAUGCUUUGCUCCACAGGAACCGCUGCUAACUACGUCCCAAUACUCCUCCCUAAGCUAUGAGUUCUAUCAACUUAUUAAACGUUUCAUGCUUCAGACUCGUUAACGCCUUGGUGAAACCCUGCUGGUUGAUCUUUUCUGUUGAUGUAAGACAGAUCAACAACGCCUUCUUCCAGAGCAUCUUUCACGAAGUGAUACCGGAUGUUCACGUGUUUCGUUCUCGGAUGGUGCCCUUGGGUUUUUUCGAUACAGAUGGCGGAUUGAUUGUCACAUCGUACCGGGAUGACUCAUUCUCCAAAAAAUUUGCAAAGUAGAUGGCGCCACCGAAGAGCCUCUUGAGUGGUUUUGGGCUGCGCAAGAUACUUCGCCUCGCAUUAAGACAACGCAACAGUUGCUUGCCGCUUCACUUUCCAUGACACAGCUCCUCCCAUCAUGGUGAAAACAUUGCCAGUUGUCGAUUUUCGGCUAUCAGGAUCUCCUCCAUAAUCCGCAUCCGAACAUCCAACUAGAUCCUGUUCGGCUGUCUUCGAUAAGUUGGAAACGGUUUCCUUCAGAUACUUGAAUAGCUUUUUCACAGCUUCCCAGUGUGGGCGACCAGGGUUACUGCAGAAUUGGCUGACCUGGUUCACGGCGAAACUAAUAUCCGGCCUCGUUCCUUGAGCCAAAUAUGUCAGGCAACCAACAGCUUCCUUGUACGGAACCUCCUUCUCUAGAAUUUCAUCCCACGUGGUUGGGCACAUCGUAUUGUCCAGAUUCGUACUUGGAUCCAUCGGAACUCAAACUGGGCGACAGUUUCCCAUGUUGAACCGCUGCAAGAUGCUCUCCACGUACUAAGCCUGAUUGAUCCACAGUCUACCAUUAACUCGGUUACGGGAAAUUAGUAAUCCAAGAAAAAGUUGGGCCUCUCAAACCGCUGACAAAGAAAUUCCUUCAGCUUCUUCUUAAGGCUCGGGUCGUUGCAAAAUAUAAGAAAAUCGUGAACUCAAACAGUGACGAAAAGCAUUUUUCCACACGCCAGCUUGUAGUAGGGGAGGAGCGGGCUAUAUGCGCCUAUUAAGCAGAACACUGAUUUAAUCAAAUAUCACAUCAAAUAUCUGUACAAAAACUAUAUACACGUGUACAGGCAUCUGUUUUCUGUACAUUGGAGUAAUUUUUAUGUUAAAAUUUGCUUCUGUUUCCAAGAAAACGAUUUUAUUAUAAGUGUUGUCUAAAAUGCCGAACCUCAAACCGUGCGGGCUAAAUGCGCCUAUUUAUGUUUUGAACAUAAUUUCUGUUUUUUGGGCAAUAUUUCCGUAUAAUUUCAUUGAAACUGCAAGAAAAUAAUAAUUCCCGUACGACAAAGCUGAAGUUUUAUAAAAAUCUUUGUAUAUUAUAAUUUUAUGGAAUAAAACAAAACUUAGGGUUGCCUUACUAUGGAGGUAGUUCAUCCAUGAGAAAAACUUUAUCAAAUCUGUUUUUAGAUCUUCAAUUCUCCCUUAAGAUGUUAUUCAAAGCUUAGAUUUGGAGGUUCAAUGAUAAAAUUCAUUUAUUUAUUCUAUUUAACCUGUUAUUUUAGGAUGGAGGCAUUUUACAAACAUGAUGGGGGCAUACAAAAACACUCUAUUAUUCCACUAUAUAAUCAUUGUUAAACCUCCACAAAAGCUGAAAUAUGUUUAAUUUCUUAAGUAUAUUUGAGUAAGAAACAAAAACCACCCAAGUCAGCCAUUACAUCAAACAGCCGUAGGGUCAUUUAACCCGAUAGGCCCAUUUAGGAAACCUUUCCCCUACAGGCAAUUAUCCACCUUAGAUUGCGAUAAGCUAGACUCCUUCAGUGCUCCAUUCAGUUGUGCGUUCCACACUUGUCCGGAUUGCUUUAUUGAGUAAACAGACCUUAUUGCUUGUAUCGUCGAUACUUCCGAUUAAUUGAUGAAUAUGACCUCGUCUCCGAGACUUCUUUGUAGAUACGCACUCACAGCAUCCUUUUGCUCGAUGUCCAAGUCGUGCUCCACUGCAAGUGCCAGCAGAUAUCGAAUCGUCGAAUAUCGGACCACCGGUGAAUAGACCUCGUCGUAGUCGAUUCCUGGACGUUACGAACACCCCUUCACGACACGACGCGCCUUGUACUUGUCGAUCCGUCCGUCAGCAUAUCGUUUGGUCCUGAACACCCACUUGUUGUGUAUCGGUUUUUGGUCUUUUGGAAAAUCAGCUAACUCCCAGGUUUGAAUCUCCUCUCGCAUGGCGGUCAACUAUUGGCCUCGGUCCUGCCUCGCCAGAGCUUCAGCGUAAAUCACGGGAUUGUCAGUAGCAACCAAGGAUGUCUGUCGGCUUUCCCUCUUCCCCAAGAUGACAUCAGGGCUGAUGAACACUUCGUUGAGGACCGGAUCGUACAACCUGCAUGCCUUGGAAUCUUCGGCAUACCCAACGAAAAUGCAUGCCUGGUACUUCGGAUCCAGCUUCUUGCGUUUUUGCUUCACCUCGUGAACUGAAGACCUUUAAAUGAUGCAAGUUCGGACGUUUUUCGGACCAUGCUUCCUCGGGUGUGAUGUUCUCCAACGCUCUUUAUGGACACUGAUUCGUGAUAAAGGCUGCCGUCAAAAUCGCUUCAGCCCAAAACUGCUUCGGAAAUUUGGAAUCGUUUAACAUCUCACGUGCCUUUUCCUGAAGAGUGCGAUUCAUUCUCUCUGCCAACCAUUUUGUUGCGGAGUGUAUAGGCAGGUUUUCUGUUGCUGUACUCCGUCCUUCUCGAAACUUUCCCCCAUCUCUUCGUUGGCGUACUCGGUUUCGUUGUCUGUUCUCAAGACCUUCAAUUUCAAACCUUUCGCCUUGGAACAACUUGAAGGAAACGGAUUUCGGGCGAGCUUCCAUUCGAUGCAUGUCACACAUUCGGGUAUCGUUUCGGACCAUUUCAAACCGUCGACCAUCGAUUGCAGUUUUGUCAUGUUCUGCUGACCGAGAUGACCUAAGCGUUUGUGCCACAUUUCUGCGCUUACCGUCAGCAACGAACCAUCUAUCUUGCGAUUGAAUCGAUAUAGCCCUUCUUGAUAAGUUCCAGAAGCUAUAAUGUUGCCUCAGAGUCAAAGUACCCCUCGGACUCAACAACGUUGCCAAUCGAAAACACGCUGCACAUUGCCUUGUUGUUCGCCGUCUUCUGGGGAAAUUUCGCCGCAUAGUGACCAGGAUUUCCGCAGAAAAAACAACCGCCGUCUUUCUUGCCGUCUCGCCGCUUUGAUUCGCGCCAUCAGCACCACUCGAAUUCGAUACUGUUUGAAUUUUAGCGUCUUGCAGUAUCUUAGUAUUUACCGCAUCCGCCGUCAGCGCUGGUCCCGAAGCCUCCAACCUAAUGGUCAUCGGCUCGUUAUUCACAGGGAGUCCCAUCAACAACAACGCCGCCAGCCACGAAUCGUCUAUUCGGAAUCAAAUCCCGCCGAGCUUAUGAACAGGGGACAUCAAACUAUCGACAUGUGAUUCCACGCUUCCGCAUUCCUCUAGCCCAGUGGUUUUCAAACUAUUUUCCUUCACCGCCCCCUUUUGCUAAAUUUUUGAGCUCAACGCCCCCCUGAGUCAAUUAUUCCGAAAAUAUUUAUAAAAAAUUUAUAUUGGGUCGUUGAAAAACCAUAUAUUUUGGACAUUUUAUUGUAGUAUACUUUGAAAAGGUUUAUUGAAGCACUUAUAAAAAGUGUUAUAAUUAAUUUCAGAAGACUGAAAAGCCAACAGAUAAUCUAUAAACUGUAGAGCAUAACAAAACUUAAAAUUCCAUCAAAAUAAAUUGCAUCAAUCCUCGAGAUAAAUAUUUUUUUUAAAAAUAUAAAAUUCUCAGGACUUAUUCUCAAAUUCGGAAAAAAAAGUUUAAUAAAACGCCUAUUUGAAUUUUGGUAAAAAACUCACUGUUGAUUUCUUGAUAAAGUAUUUUUUAUGAGCAAAGAUUCGAAUGAAUGAUAAGUCUGAAAUAAAAUUGAAGAAAAAUAAAAUUUCAAACGAUUCUAGACAAAUUUAAGAAAAUUGUAGUCUAAAUGUGAUAACUGUUUUAAGUUUAGCAGUAUUUACAGGUCCAUAAAUUGCACAUUUUAGUAUAAAAUCGAAUAACUUUUGAUGUUUAAUCAUGAAAAAUUUCAGAAUUUCAUUUUUUUUCUAUUGAAUUAAAGAUAAACAAAUCUUAACUUUCAAGAAUUGCCAUCAAAAAUUUAUGUUUUUGAGUAUAACCCAAAAUAACUUACAAAACCAGAUCAAUGUACACAAAUCGUAUACGAAAUCUCAUAAUAAAAAAAAUGUGUCUGUGUUGAGACCUGCGGAGGCAAAAUCACAUAACUCUGUUAACUCAUAGAUAUUUUUGUAAUUAACCUAGUUUUAGAGUUUGGUUGGUUUACAGAGUUCUUCACUGUCGUUUUAUUGUUGGGCGUUAGACGUACUCGUUGUCAUUUAAAUUCUCAAUUAUUCUGUAGUUUGAGAAAAUGUGAAUUUUUUAAUGAACCCACCGCCCCCCUAAGCCCUUUCAACGCCCCCUAAAUUUCAAAGUUGCUCUCACCGCCCCCCUCGAAGCACUCAACGCCCCCAAGGGGGCGGUAGGGACCACUUUGAAAACCACUGCUCUAGCCGUAUCGAUGUCAGUUUCCGCAGCAGACCGAUUUUCCUCGUCAGACCGUCGUCCUGAAACGCUCUUCGAAGCUCCUCCCAAUCCUGUGUCGUUCGUGCGUCCUGAACUAAGCUGUAGUUCACCGACUCCAAACUCAGGCAAAUUGUAGCGAGUGCCCUCAAGCUCACCUCCUCGUCGACAUGUUGACCUCCUCCGGGGCAAGCAGCGUACCAGGUGCCUUCUCGAAUCAGUAUUAUUUUCAUGCCAAACAUCCACGGUGAGUAAUUCUCACGACCUUUAAGUUUCUCCAGCGCUGGGAGACUGACUUGUCCGAGAAGUCGAACGUUUCCGCCUGCGUGUGCUUGUGCAUCAUUCGAACCAUCGCCAAAUUCGCUGUUGAUUUGCGAAGGAUUCCGACCGCUUACUCCUCUAGCACCGCCGCUGCUGGACCGCUGUGGGAAUCUCUCUCCAGAAAACUACUUACAGAAUCUUCCGGGCUUUAAUUAUUCAGCUGGGCCCAUAACCAAUUGAGCAGAGUGAAACACAGCCGAAUCAACUUGGUUGAAUGCUCGUCAAAGAGUGAUAACUUUUAUUUUCCUAACAAACUAGGUAAUUAGGGAUACAGUGGUUACUAUGCUUUGCACCAUAGGAUACGUUGAUUAUUACGUUCCAACACAUAAACUAGACCUUCCACCACUGCUGUAACAAUAGUUGUUAACAAUUAAUUAUGUUGAACUGUUCGACAGUUUCUCAACGAAGUUUGUUUGGAGUUUUUUACCAAGUUGUUUCUAGUAUAUUUUCCAAAUCCAAGCCAUUUAUAACAUUAAUCCAACUUAUUGAUAACAAGUAUAGGAAAUAUUUGGAAGGAACGGAUAAUGUCAAAGGGAGAUUCAGAUCAACUUCCUUAAGACUCGUAUUUCGUCUCAGUUUGUUUUCGUCCAGAAACUUCAAACAAAAGACGCUGAGCUAGACUGCGUCGUACAAAAAUCUUUCAAAACGUUGCGAGUACUCUCUUGAUACUUACCAUAUUAUGGUGAAUCCAGAAAUUAGGAAUAUACAUAGCGUUAGAACCCAAGGGAUUGACAUCAAGAAAUAAUUCUUUACAUUUGGAGUGGUAAUGAUCAAAAUUCCACAACUGCUUCACAAAUUGCAACAAUUUGCAACAAUUAGCAUAUUUUCACUUUCUCUGAGCACUGGUUUCUUUCAUUUGAACUCAAACCUUCUGAUUUUCUCUAACAAAUUGCCACAAAUUCAAUCAUUGGCUGCACAAUUUGUGUGAUCCUUGACGAAUUUUUUCCCUUCAUUUCAGUUCCCCGACAGGUCCACUUAGGGGCCGUUCAC